AUGGAGAGCAGUGAAGAAGAUAAACUUAUAAUAAACGGAGAAAUGUUUUUCUCUGUACGCAAGUACAUACGGCAAAAGAAACCCAGCGUUGAAAUCAUUGCAAAAAUUGAGGAAUUUGUGAAAGAUGGAGCUGAUAUUAACGCCUGUGAUGGAAACGACAAUAAUAACACUAUCUUACAUAUUGCUGUCCAAAAAGAGGAAAAAGAUGUUGUUUUAUAUCUCUUACAAAAAUAUAAACAUUUAUUUUCUGUGCAAGACAAACAAAAAGCUUUAAGCUUAGCUUUAAAUAAAGAUACAGUUGUUGGGAAAGAGAUAGCAGAAAUUCUAUCUACUCAAGAUAAUCAACUUAAGCCAAUUGUGUAUGAAAACUAUUGUAAACAGCUAAUACCAUCUGAUGAAAGCCAUAAAAAAUUACAAGAUAAGAGCAUAAUAAAAGAUCAUACGUAUGAAAAACGAGCCGGAACGUCGGGAGUGAGCGGGCAGUUCUACGAAACCAAAUUAUUAAGUUUAGUUCUAUAUCGAGCUUUGCAUGAUAAGGACAUUAAAGAGUUUUAUCUGGCAGCCAACAUCAAAGAUAUCGGAGAUUUCGAUGAUUUAUGUUUUAGAUUCAAUGAUGUUGCGUGUUUUAUGCAAAGUAAACACAGGGAAAAUACUGAUAAGGCAAAGCUUACUGUUGCUAGUGUCAGAAGUAGCACAGGUAAGUUAGGAUUAGGUAUAUAUUUUGAUAGUUUUUUAAAAAUAAGAAGGAGGUUUUCACCAAACGCUACAGACCCAAUGUUUCAGGGAGCAUUUGAUGAUAUUGACAGUUAUUUUAUUCUUUAUACCCCUCUUAAAGAAUGUUUUGAUAGAAAACUAAAAGUAAAUAAAAAAAUAUGCGGUAAGCUGCAUGAUAUUAUUCAUACAAACGAAAAAAACGAAAACCAAAAUGAUAAAACUACGGACAUAUUUCAAUUUGAUUUCGAAGAACGCGAUUUAGAUUUUUUAACUAAAUAUAUAAAACACGAACAAAUGAAGACUUUGGCAAAAACUUUUUUGGAAUUUAUUUUAUCAAAGAAUAAACUUGAAGCUAUGAUGGCAAGUGAAUUAGUGAAGUUAUACCACCCUGCCCUAGCUCAACAAGUCGUUUUGAUUUCUAAAGAAGCUCAAAUGCCUUCUGAAAAUAUUAAAAACGUUUCAAACAACAAUUGUAUUCACAUAGCCAAAUUCCGUUCUGAAUUUUUUUAUUCCGAAAAUGAUUAUUUAAUGAAACUAAAAGAUACAUUUUAUAGGGAAAUAGUAUACACUCAUAGCGCGAAAACAGGACUCACAAAAGAUGAGCUAAAGCAAAAAAUAAAGGAUAUAGUCGACCACACAUGUGCUGAAACAAUUUGCCAGUUAAUCGGUUCUCCUUUAAAAUUUGAUGAGUCAAGUGAUAAGCUUAGUCUUGAUAUAAAUAAACUCCCAAAAAAUAUGUUUAAGCAAAAUGAAAUUCAACAGAUAAUGUUUUCUUUGCAAAAUGUACAAGUUACGAGGAGUAUGAUUAGAGACGCUGUUUAUUUAGCGGGUAGGAAAAAGUUACAAAUGCUUACUUUUCAACUACCCCAAAGCUUUGGUAAUAUUGACUUGACAACAAAUAAGAAAAAAGGAUUAGAUAGAUUAAAUUUUCUGGCUAGCAAAUUUCUAAAACUUAUUGAGUACUAUUCUGAAAAUAAUAAAAACCAAGAUAUCAAAGUUAUCAAUAUUAACAAUGAUGUUGUAGGUCCCGGAAAAAUACUUGAGUUUUCACAUUUAGAUUCAAGUGGUAUCGGAGGAGCAGUCGGCAAUUUACUAGAGUUUGAUAAACAAAGUGAAUCAUUCACCUUCAAUGACCGAGGAGAUCUUGCUGAAAACGCUAAAUAUGUUUUAGAUAAAAUUAAAGAAGGGGUUAGCGAAGAUUUGAGCAAAUAUAAAAUUAUUAUCAUGAUUGACAGUUUUCCGAGAACUUAUUUUGAUAUUUAUCAAUGUGAUAAAAACAUUGCGUCUGAUUUUUUGAAAAGACUAUGGUUUUACACUAAUCAAGCCCAAGAGGACAUAGUUGAAGCGACUUUAAAACGAGAAAUUAGUAUUCACUAUAAUACUGAUAAGCAACAAAAUCAGUUUUCCUUUCAUGUUCAUUCAGACGCUAUAUUUCUCAGAUUUCACGAUAAAAUACAAAAGUGGUGGAAGAGACCGACAGAUGCACAAUAUCUAUCCAAAAAUACCACAAUUUAUGAAGAAGCUAAAAAAGAUAUUGUAGAUAGUCCUCUUCUUACAGUACUUAGCGUUAUGUUUAUAAGAAAGAUCAAAUCACUCGGGGUUGAAUUCAAUAAGAAUGCUAUAGACAAUCUUAAUUUGAAUGAGUCGUUGACAAACAAUAAUACUAAAGUAAUAAAUAUCGUAAGUGACGCUGUGAUGUUAAGCGCAGCGAAAAUUAUGCAAUGUAAUAUAUACCAAAAUAAGUACACGUAUAUAAAUAUAGAUUAUGUCCAUGUCCUCCCGCCGAAUGAUUACGAUACAAUGAUAUCGGAACUUGCAGAAUUGAAUGAUGCCACUCCUGUUAUUAUUAGUGAGACUCCCUUAAAUCAAACAUUACAAGACACGCUACUUAAAAUUAUUAACACAUUUUCUGAGCGCAUCGUGAAUUUUAAGAGGCAAAUAAUUAUUAUCACAGGCGCACCAUUAAAUGAUGAUUUUAAACAAACUUUUCAGAAUUGUUAUGAUAUUAGUGUAAAAGAUGAUAAUCUGAAUUUAACUGAUUUGACUUCUCAGUCACAAACGUUUAUUUUCAAUACAUGCGAAAUUGUUUACCAAGGACAAAAAGUAAAACUAAAUAAGUUUAUUGAUGAUAUUUCAAUAGAAAUAAUUAAUGGUAAACUACUGUGGUCCUUAAUAAAUAAAGAAAAAAUUGAAGUUGGUAAACCAAUUGAAAGUCAUAAAUACAACGAAAUAAAAAAAUAUUAUAUCAAUCGAGAUUUAAAGCGGGACGGUGAAAGUUACGAAGUAAACACAUUAAAUGAUCUAGACGAUAAGAUUGUGUUAAUUUCAUCAAAGCCUUGUAUGGGUAAAACUGUAUUGUUAACACGUCUGUCAUUAGAAACAAAAAAAGUGAAUCCCAAGCUCUGGAUCGUAAUGAUCGAUAUGGCUUCUUGUGUCAAAGAACUAGAAAAAAUUAAAAUAAAAGAAACCCAAUCCAUUAUUUCAUUUCUGUGUAAGAUAGCACUCAAAAAACCAAAGGAAAUAGGAAAAGUUACAAUUACGAAAAUAAACGAUGAAACAGUUGUCCUUAACAGUAAAAAUUUAGAAAACAUUUCAUUUGAAUUACAAUUAUUUAUUUACUUCUACAAUAAUGGUAAUAUCAUAUUUUUGUUUGAUGGGUUUGACAAAAUUUAUCCUCAAAGCACAAAUGAAGCUUUGGAAUUAUUUACAGCACUUGAACAGGCUAGAAAACGCAUGUGGAUUACAAGUGACUGCUAUGUUAUCAAGAUACUUAAACGCAAGUUUGGUUUACCUUACGAACUACAUCGGCUCACGACCAUGCAACAAAAAAGUUUUCUUGAACGUUUUUGGAGUACUAAUCUUCAACUAGAAAAGCUCAAUUAUGAUCAGUGCAAUAAUUUAACAAUAUUACUUGAAUAUAUACUAAAAACUUUUAAUGACAAGUUACAGAUUACUGAGGACUUUGGUGACCGACGUAAGUUACCUUUUCUAAGUGUGCCACUACACAUUAUAUAUCUGUCAUUGCUCCAUUACUUUAAAAAUGAAUCACACAGCCUAUCACCAUGCUAUUUCCGUGAUAAAAUUAAAAAAGAAUUUAAACUUGAUUCCUUCACAGCGGUCGAUCGCUAUCUUCGCAAUUGUGAAGAAAAUGAAUCUUUAGAAUUAAACGGAUCCCCUUUACAUAUAUACAUAGCUGCCAAUUAUUUCGUGUUUCAAAUAACAGAUAAAUUUGAUUUGCAUUUAGAGAAAGACAUGAUAGUUAAUAAAUCAAACAUUUACAUAAACACAGUAAUAUUGUACGAACGGUUCCUCAAAGCAAACAUUAAAAGAAUUUGUGAAAUGGAAAACAAAAUUGCGGCUGGGGUCGAACAAGACGGACGAAUUGAGUUUUAUGAAAAUCAUAAAAAACUAGCUCUCUAUGCUAUAUACAAGGAGAAAGAUAUUGUAAAAAUUCUCACACCAGCUGAGAUCAACGAAGCGAAGAAAACAAUUAAUAUGAUAGAGUCGGGGGAAAUGAAAACCGAUCUUAUUGACUCUGUUGUAAACGGUGUUCCUAAAUUCUACCAUCUACUAUUUGCGGAAUAUUUUAUUGUUGAAACUCUCUCCGAUCUAUUAAAACGUGUAAAAAAUGGAAAUUUCGAUGACGUACAACUUGUUUCUGUGUGGGACUUUCUCGUAAAUAUAGUUUUAGCACAUAGUCCGCCAUCUUUAAGAAAUGCUUUUGAAUAUAAAUUAAAAUAUAAUCCUGAACUAGCCGAAACAGCAUCUAAUCACAACUGUGAGAAAAUUAUAUUUGAUUUACUUUUAAAGUCAGAUAAAAAAAGAGAUGGCGGUGAUUUCAAUAUCGAUAAUGCUUUAAAUAUUGCAAUUAAUGAAGGGUUAGUUAACAUUACGAAUCUUUUAAUGAGAAGUGUUCGAAACAAUGUGAAUAAAGAUAAUGCAGAUAAAGUAAUGACAAUCAUAGAAAGUAGUGCUAAAAUAGUCGCAGCUGUAGACCCAUCUAAGUCAGAAUUGAGCGAAAAUAUAACAAAAAUAAUUAAAAGCCCAGAUGGUGAAACUAUAUUAAAAGUUUUGAAUUUACCUCAAAGUAAUCAAGCUAUAAAUGACAGAAUUAAAACUGAAAUAGUUGAACCAGUUCAGAAAUUAACAAAUCAAAUAGUUCAACUUAGUGGGAAUAAACAAAAUUUAGUUAGAUUAGUAGAAGAAUUACCACAUCACUUACCUGGUUUCAUUCGCGAAAUUUUCAAGUAA
Messenger RNA from Arctia plantaginis, 4965 nucleotides. The record is from the annotation of a GenBank genome assembly. Lineage: Eukaryota; Metazoa; Arthropoda; Insecta; Lepidoptera; Erebidae.